This is a messenger RNA of Cololabis saira (Pacific saury), 2540 nucleotides long. It is a transcript of the gene ca4a, whose product is annotated as carbonic anhydrase IV a. Gene Ontology annotation, cellular component: plasma membrane. The transcript is spliced from 8 exons. The coding region runs from base 53 to 979 and encodes 308 amino acids. NCBI's taxonomy places the organism in Eukaryota, Metazoa, Chordata, Actinopteri, Beloniformes, Belonidae. Gene Ontology annotation, molecular function: carbonate dehydratase activity; zinc ion binding. The record is from RefSeq and is a predicted model, not a curated record.
UGGGAAAAAAACGAGCCAUUGUGUUGUCUUCUCUUGGUCGAGACGGUCCAAAAUGCAGCAGCUGCUGAUCCUGCCUGUCCUCCUGACAUCCUUCUGGACUCUGUGCUCAGGAGCCGGAGACUGGUGCUACGUUUCCCAGUUCACCUGUGAGCAUAAAUGCAAGGCACCAGAAGAGUGGAGCACUGCCAAUACCGAUUGUGCAGGAAGGCGCCAGUCCCCCAUCAACAUCGUCACCAAAAAGACGGUGAAAGAUGAGCGUCUUACUCCUCUACAGUUCAGCAACUACCAGCAGAUCUUCAGAAGCUCCAUCUUGAACAACGGCCACUCAGUUCAGGUGGGGAUUCCUCACCUCAGCACCAUCUCCGGUGGACAGCUGCUGGGUACCUACAAGGCCGUGCAGUUCCACCUGCACUGGGGCUCCAAUGGAGGACCGGGCUCUGAGCACACCAUCGACGGGGAGCAAUAUCCCAUGGAGCUGCACAUCGUGCACAUGAAGAGCCAGUACAGUGAUUUGAAAACGGCGCUGAGUGAUACAGAGGGCGUUGCUGUGCUUGGAUUUUUCUAUGAGAAAUCCAACAGUCCAAACCGAAAGUAUGAUCCCAUCAUCAAUGCUCUGAGAAAUGUAAAAGCUACAAAUGGAAACACGACUCUGCCUGCCAUCUCUCUGGCACAGCUGAUCCCAUCUGAGCAGAAUAUGACCUCUUACUAUCGUUACAAGGGUUCUCUGACCACGCCGGGGUGCGCUGAGGCGGUGGUUUGGACCGUGUUUGAAAACCCCAUCCUUCUGAGCAUCGAGCAGCUGAUGGCUUUCUCCGAGCUUCAGUUCCAUGAUAACAAGCCGAUGACGGGAAACUUCCGGCCCGUCCAGCCCCUCAACGGCCGGCAGGUGUACCGCUCGGGCGGUACCGCGGUCCUGGUCAGUUCUGCCCUCCUGGCGGCGGCUCUCGCCACGGCGUUGGGACUGUCCCGACCCAACUAGAGCGAGGCAUCCCGCGCUGCACUGCGACAACCCAAAAAGUUCUGCACCAACCUUCAGCCGAGUCCUGGUUUCCAAACAUCUCCUUCAUGCGGUUGCUAAGACGAUGGGGCGCGUUGCAGUGCAGGGAUCACUCACUGGUGUUCCUCCCUUACGACACAGAUGACAAAGGUGUUCAAGGAAGGCCUUAUGAAAGGUGUUGUAAGGGUUUGACCAGCAUUCAUGCAUGUGUAGUGAAGCAGUAAGUCUUAUUUCAGCAAUAUGAAUGUGCCAUACAACAGGUUACCAGGCACUCAACCACUCAACACCAGAUCCCUUAGUCAUACUAUCGGUUUUUUAUGACUUCAAUGUAAACACAAAGACACCCACGUCACACAUCUGUAGCACACAUAGAGUCUCACCCACCUUAGUCAAUGUCAGGUUAGUUUAAUGUCUGUCAAGCCAGAGGGAGAUGCCAGUGGUUUGGCUCUGAGUGCAGAUACCGGCCCCAUGAUCUGGCACGGUGAUGUGUCGCGCUCAACAGAGCUUAUUAACGGCACAGAGUUAUAAAUAGAUGAGCUGAGUCACAUAAAAACAAGCUCAAUUUCAAUACCAGCGGUCAAAGGAGUCAGCAGUUUGGCAAUUUCUUUCAAAGUCCAUCAGCACACAGUGAUCUGGUCAAGCAAGCAGGCAGCUGCAGGCUGAAGCUUUGCAGUUCCUCUCCUGGCAUCCACCGUUCACUCGAGCAAACCCAUGACGAACAACUGCGUGGUGUUCUGAGAGCCAAACUUGCAGCCUCGCUCCUCACAGAGUCACCUCAGGCAACGAUGAGAUAGCUGCAGUGAGUCACCGAGAGAGUGACAGCCCGCCUGCAGCGCGAGGGUGCCGUCAACGCAUCUUCACAACCAUCAGUCAUCACUUUCAUGCAUCUCGCACAACUCGCAUGGAUCCCCCUGUGUCUUGAUGUUUCAGAUGUUUAGUAUAAGCUAUACUUCCAUCCCUGAUGGAGUCAAAAACAGAGCCUGCCAAACCCCCCCCCCCACACACACACACAUCUCAAUCGCUCUGUUUUCCCUGAGUCGCCCCUGGAAUCUCACUAAGCAUUUUGUAAGAACAUUCGACUGUGUUCGUGGUUUCUAGCACAAGCUUUCAGAUGCACUGAAUGUUUUCGACUGUGAACUGCACCCCGCCGAGUUCUUGCUCAUUUAUUCAGGGGAACUUGUUGUGUAUUCUUGUGAGAAAUCAGUGCAAUUUUGCAGGAUUUGAUGUUACGACUGACCAAGUAUUCUGUAUAUUUUCCAUUGUUUCAUAACACAUCGAGUUAUAUUUCUAGGCUGUGUAAUUGUACACGUAUAUUUAUGUACUGAAUGUGUAUAUUGAUAUGAGAUGCACAGUUAUUGUUAUUUAUGUAUUGCAAAGUUUAUACUGAAUGCAAACACGUAUAUGAUGCAUCGACUUGCUCAUGACCAAUAGAGUUUACUUAUGAUGUUCAAGUGUAUGAGACUGUCGGGUUGUAAUGCUUGAAGUUGUCAUAAAUAAUGUAGAGAAUGUGUUCCAGUUGAACAAUAAACUACAUGCCUUUUUA